AUGGCCGACGUGGACUCCCUGACUGAGGCACUGAAUGCCAUCAGUGUGAGCACCGAGUUGGUAGAGCAGGAGCUGAAGCCUCAUCUGGACACCCUGCUGACUGUACUACUGGAGAAGAAGAAGGGUGCCGCAGUGGAGAUUGCCUCCAGUGGUAUCGUUCCCAUCCUGGCCCAGUCCCUCAGGAAGAAGAGUCUCCUCACCAACCAGGUGGCACUGGUGGUGGCAGAAAUGGCCAGGGAAGCGGCCGUGAGGGACACGUGCAUUGAGGCGGGGCUAGUGAAGGUUCUGGUGCCCCUGCUGAACAGUGCAGAUGAGGAACUGUUGCUCCACACUGGAAGAGCCAUCGGACGCAUCUGCUUCGACAACACGGCCCAGCAGGAUCAGCUGGUGCAGAGUGGGGUGAUCCCCAGGCUGGUGGCCAUCAUGAGGGAGUAUCCAGAGAAUGACCCACUGGUCAACGUGUGUCUGCUGGCCCUCUGUAACCUGGCCGACAUGGACACGGCGCGGGAGGCGCUGGUAGAGGUGGGCGUGGCAGAGGUGCUGACAGCCCAGCUGAAACGGGCUCCUGACGCAGAGAGAAGACACAUCAUACUGGAGGUUCUGGGAUCACUGGGAGAGAGUGACGUGCUAAAGCUGCAGUUUGUGGAGUCGGGGGUGCCUAAGGCUCUGUCUGAGAUGAUUCGAGGUCUACAGGGUGGCUCUGACCCCCAUGAUCUCUGCAGCAUCAAGAUCGGCUCCAACCUCAUCGUGUCUCUCCUGCUGGGAGAUGAGUCCAUGCAGAAGUGUUUCGGCGAGGGCACAGGGAUGGUGUACCAGGACGUGCUCUCCUGGCUGCAGUCCUCCAACACUCAGCUGCAGCUGUCUGGAGCCCUGGCCAUCGCCAAUUUUGCCAGGAACGACAGUAACUGUGUGAAGAUGUUGGAGCUGGGGGUGGUUCCACAUAUCCUGACCCUGCUAGAGCAGCAUGUGGACGAAGGCGACGUGUCCGUCCAGCAUGCCGGACUGAGCGCUCUCAGAAACCUGGCCAUCCCAGCCACUAAUAAGGUGAGGAUGCUGAAGGACGGGGUGACAGAGAGAAUCAGGACCUUGCUGCGCUCUGACAUGCCCCCAGUGCAGUUCAAACUGUUGGGCACCCUGCGCAUGAUGGUGGAUGGCCAAGAGGAGGCAGCUACAGUGCUGGGCAAAGAUGAGGUUCUGUUGGCGAGGGUCAUGGAGUGGUGUGAGGCAAGGGACCAUGCAGGGGUCAGGGGAGAGGCAAACCGCCUCCUGGCUGCCCUUAUUAGACACAGUCGUGCUCCGGAAGUCAUCAACGCUGUAACCAAAGCAGAUGGGGUGCGUCACCUCAUCUCCAUGGCAACCAGUGAACACGUCAUCAUGCAGAAUGAAGCCCUGGUUGCCCUGGCGAUUGCAUCUGCCAUUGACAUUGACUCCAUGCAGGAAUCAUUCCAGGAGGCAGAGCUCUUGCCUACACUGCAGAAGAUGCUGGAAGACCCAGUGGGGGCAGUGGAGGUCAAGUUCAGCGCCCUAGGCCUCAUCUGUAGCCUGGCCAACUCCAGCAUGAUGAAGGAAGAAAUGGAAUCUCUAAACCUGAAGGAGACGCUCACCAAGCUCUCUGGUCACUCCAGCACCAAGCUAGCUACACAGGCCGACACAGUGCUGGCCAUGCUCUCUGAAACCAGCUAG
Molecule: messenger RNA, 1683 nt
Organism: Salvelinus namaycush (lake trout)
Lineage: Eukaryota; Metazoa; Chordata; Actinopteri; Salmoniformes; Salmonidae
Product: rap1 GTPase-GDP dissociation stimulator 1
Exons: 14
Coding region: 1-1683 (560 amino acids)
Biological process (GO): positive regulation of GTPase activity
Cellular component (GO): cytosol
Molecular function (GO): protein binding; guanyl-nucleotide exchange factor activity
Source: RefSeq, a predicted model, not a curated record